This is a messenger RNA of Acanthochromis polyacanthus (spiny chromis), 3372 nucleotides long. RefSeq names its product gastrula zinc finger protein XlCGF26.1-like. The record is from RefSeq and is a predicted model, not a curated record. The transcript is spliced from 4 exons. NCBI's taxonomy places the organism in Eukaryota, Metazoa, Chordata, Actinopteri, Pomacentridae. Bases 229 to 1896 code for a protein of 555 amino acids.
AAGGGGACACACGCAGCACUGAGGAGGAACUGAGAAUGAAUGACCGAGUUCAAACAGUGUCCGUGAGUUUCUGUUGGGAAAGGAUCAAGAUCUGCGGCAAACUGUGCAGGAUUGCCUUCAUCUCCAAAAUCCGGGUUGCAGCCGGUGAUUGGCAGGAGGAGGAGAGUCUGACGGAGGAGCAGAGGAAUGUUGGCAGCCAUUUAGUCUGAGCUCAACAACGGAGGAAACAUGGAUUCUUCACAAAAAAAAUGUAAACACAGCAAUGGAGUGAGAUGUCGGAGCUCUGAGGAGGAUAUGGAUGGUUCAGCAACAACAGCAAAAAGAGAUGAAUCACUGAGUUGUGAGCAAUGUGGCAAGACUUUUAUCACAGCAACAAAGCUAAGAAUUCACAAACAUGUUCACACUGUGUACAAACCAUUCAGCUGUGAUCAGUGUGGAAAGGCUUUUACUGCCAAGACUCUGUUAAAAAGCCAUCAACUCAUUCACAGUGGAGUUAAACCAUUCAGCUGUGAUCAGUGUGGAAAGGCUUUUACUCGGAAGAGGAAUCUAACAAUUCAUCAACUCAUUCACAGUGGAGUUAAACCAUUCACCUGUGAUCAGUGUGGAAAGGCUUUUACUCGGAAGAGGAAUCUAACAAGUCAUCAACUCAUUCACAGUGGAGUUAAACCAUUCUCCUGUGAUCAGUGUGGACAGGCUUUUACUCAGAAGAGGAAUCUAACAAGUCAUCAACUCAUUCACAGUGGAGUUAAACCAUUCACCUGUGAUCAGUGUGGAAAGGCUUUUACUCGGAAGAGGAAUCUAACAAGUCAUCAACUCAUUCACAGUGGAGUUAAACCAUUCACCUGUGAUCAGUGUGGAAAGGCUUUUACUCGGAAGAGGAAUCUAACAAGUCAUCAACUCAUGCACGGUGGAGUUAAACCAUUCAGCUGUGAUCAGUGUGGAAAGGCUUUUACUCAGAAGAUUAAUCUAACAAGUCAUCAACUCAUUCACAGUGGAGUGAAAUUGUUCGGCUGUGAUCAGUGUGAGAAGUCUUUUACUCACAAGAGUACGUUAAGAAGUCAUCAACUCAUUCACAGUGGAGUUAAACCAUUCAGCUGUGAUCAGUGUGGAAAGGCUUUUACGCAGACGAGUCACUUAAAAAGCCAUCAGCUCAUUCACAAUGGAGUUAAACCAUUCAACUGUGAUCAGUGUGGAAAAGCUUUUACUCGGAAGAGUCACUUAAAAAGCCAUCAACUCAUUCACAAUGGAGUUAAACCAUUCAACUGUGAUCAGUGUGGAAAGGCUUUUACGAAGAAGAGUAACUUAAAAAGUCAUCAACUCAUUCACAAUGGAGUUAAACCAUUCAACUGUGAUCAGUGUGUGAAAACCUUUACUCAGCAUGAACAGUUGUUGAUCCAUCAAUGCCCCCAUUCUGGUAGAAAGCGGUACCACUGUGACUCCUGUGAAAAAACUUUCAGCGACCAACGGGGCUUAAAAUGUCACCAACGCAUCCACACUGGACAUGAUGUGUAUGUAUGUGAUCACUGUGGGAAACUAUUUGUACGGUACUCGGAGUUAAAAGCUCAUGAAGUGACCCACACUGGGGUUAAACCAUACAUUUGUGACCAGUGUGGGAAACGCUACAGCUACAUUGCAAACCUCAAAGUUCACCAACGUGUCCACACUGGGGAGACACCAUACAGAUGUGACGAGUGUAAGAAGACUUUUACAACUUUGGGUUCCCUGAAACAACACCAGCAGAUCCACACCAGAAAGAAAGCAUUCAAUCAGUGUCACAGUGAGCAGAACGGAACAGAUGGACAAAACUCUCAGACUUGUCAGCACUCUGCUAAUGGUGAACAGUGCUGCUCUGACCAGUCUGGACCAACGUCCAACCAACAAGGAACCCUACAAUGACACCAGCGUAUGCACACUGGACACAGACUGAACCCCUGCCAAGAAGAUUUCUCCAUGCAGGGUUCAGUAAAAGUUCAUGAAGUCCUCCACAAACUUAAAGUCCUUGAGAUCCGGCUUCACAGAAUUCAUGUCUAAUUUCUUGUUUGGUGUCUUCGUUGCUUCGUUACAAAAUCCAUUAAGAGGAAAGCUGUCGUUAACAGAUGUGACUGGUAAAUUAAUGAAACCAUUCAAAGUGGUUACUCAGUUAAAUGAAUUAUCAGUGGCAGAGGGAUAGACGUCUGUAGGGAGGCAGUGAGCAGCAGGGCGAAUUUCCUCGAAUACCACCUUAAUCGUUCCUCAGAUCCCUCUGGGCUGCAGGAACCUGUUAGAUGCAGAGCUGGUUCAGUGAUUCUCUUAUGAUUAAUCAUAAUUAGUUUAGGAGAUUACUGGCCUUAGGAUUCCUAUCUAUCUAUCUCUCUAUCUCUCUAUCAUCUCAAGACAUUGAUGAAGAAUCUCUAAUAUUGAACAAUUAGAUCAAAUAAUCUCUGAUUAUGUGUGAGUUGAAAUAUAAAAACAUGAAGGGUUUUUCUUGUCAGAAAUUGUCUUCCAGUGAGGGACUUCUGACUGUUCACUUUUCUUGCCCUCUCAUACUGUUAAAACACAAGAAUCAAUGUCUUGGUUCAAAUCACAUUGUAUUUGCAUGUAGCUCUGUGUUUUCUGCUCCAGGAAUUGGGUGAUGUGUGCGACCCAGCACCCACAGCUGGUUGGGUGUCAUGUGGUUCUGCGUUCUGAUUGGAUGAUUGUCCAACCACUGCCACAAGUAUGAAUGUCAUCCUGCACAUAGAUAUAUACAAACACGAGAUGUCUCAAGACGGAGUCGGCGUCGUCGUCACUUGGCGGCCAUCUUAGUACAAGGGACUCCUCUGGCGCACUGUACUGUAGUCAAUGGUAAGGUGGAUGAUUUCCUCACUUUAACACUCAUAACUCGCUCAAUUCUUGAUUGAUUUACAAACGGUUUAGUUUAUUACAAACCUUAUUAACGUGGCUAUGAUUCAGGCUCAAUUCCGAAAUCGCAGCUUUUCGUUUUGAAAAAUGCGGUAUACUUGUGUGUCUUUUCUGCCUGGCUACUCACAUUGAAGAUGGUGUUACUCACAAUCUGAUUUUCAAUUAUUAGGUUUUCCUGAGACCAACGUUUUUUGAGAACCUAAUCUUUAGGUGAAAUUACAUUCUUUGUGGUUGUGGUUGUAUUUAUUUGCUUGUUAAGAGACUUUGAUUGAGACCUUAGACUUAUUGUUUGUAUACAUCUAUGCCUGGAUUAGUUAGCCUGCAGCCGAAAUGCAUUGUGGGUAAUGUAGGCACCAGGUUCAUGAAAAGAAAAGACAACAUCUCUGUUUGUUGUGCAUUGAUUUUGGUUGAGCUUUGUUUUUAUCUGUGCAUUAGAAAGCUGAUAGUAAUAAAGAAGUGCAAUGCUAAAUAAUAAAAUUACAUUUACAUCCA